AUGGCCUCGGAUUCUACCCCUUCGAAAGGGGGAGGCCUGUCUCUCUAUGCCAAUCUCCUCGACCCAUCAUCCAAUGCAUCCUCUCCCGCAACAAUUUCUCGCGCCCCGGUCGUCUUCAAGCAGGCUUCGGAAGGCGACUCACAGACAGAUGAUUCAGCUGCCAAGAAGCAGCUAUUAAGUGCUGCUUCUCUUCGAUUUCAGCCUACGAAAAGACCACAGCUAGCGGCUCAGAAGCCUAAGCCGAAACCAGCGCUGCCCAAGACGACUCCUGCCGCUGCGUCUGCGCCGGCUCCUCCCGUGAAGACCACCCUUGCGGACUGGGCAGCAACCGAGGAAGACGAUGUCAAUGGAUUCUACGUUGGCGAGAAGAGACAGCGCGGCGGGCGCAAAAAGCGCAAGAAGAACCGGGAAGCGCAGGCGUUCGUCCAAAAUUGGGACGACAUCUACGACCCUUCAAGACCGAAUAUCUACGAAGAGUAUAAGCACAGUGAUGAGCAGAUUGCCGAGGUGCGCGAGUGGAAAGAUCGCCUCUACGCCCACCGGAUGGCACGAUCGCCGAGCAGGAACUCUUAUAGUGACGAUGAAUCCAGACCAAUGAGCAGACAAUUUGCGCCUCCAAAGAGUUUCGCGCCUCCGCCUAAUCUCAACGAUAUCCCUCCUGCACCGCUUGAUGAAGCCACAGGAGACGAUGCUGUUGCUCGACGCGCGCGCAUGACGGCAGGUCAAUCGGAUACAUUAAUGUCUGGUCAGACGCCGCCUCCACCUCCGCCUCCCCCAGAAGAGCCACCUGCUCCAAUUCCGGAUGAUCCCACCGGUGAAGAUGCCUACCUGAGACGGGUGCAAAUGGCGGCUGCAGCUCAGCCUACGCCGCACGCGCCUCCUCCGCCUCCGCCUCGACCUUUGGAUGCGCUGCAGCCAGCUUCUGCAACAAUCUCUCGUGCGCCGGUCCGAUAUACCUUGCCUCCACCUCCGGAAGAUAUUCCCGCCACAGAAGCGGAGCUUGAAGAAGUCUUUGCGAAGGAAGAGCCUGCGGAGGAUGCACUCGACGAAGAAGAUGGCCAGCGCUCACUCCGACCGGGACAAAAGGGAUUCGCUGAGAGAUUGCUGGCGAAGUAUGGGUGGACCAAGGGGUCUGGCCUGGGUGCCACGGGGUCGGGUAUCGUCAAACCGUUGCAGGUCAAAGUCGAGAAGCAAAAGAAGCGGCCAGACUCGGAAGGCGGUGGUUUUGUUACUCCUGCUGGCAGGGGCAAAAUCAUUGGUGGUAAGAGAAAAGCAGAGGAAGAGGAGGGCAAGUUCGGCCGUAUGAGCGAAGUCAUCAUCCUCAAGGGUAUGCUUGAUGGGAUGGAUGUGGACGCUGAGCUCGAGGGUGAUCAAGAUGGAGGGUUGAUGCAAGAGAUUGGCGAGGAAUGCUCAGAAAAGUACGGUCGUGUGGAGCGUGUCUUCAUUUCCCGUGAAUCUGGUCCCCCAGUGCCGGUCUUUGUCAAGUUUACUAACCAGUUAUCGGCUUUACGCGCGGUGAAUGCCCUGGAAGGCCGGGUGUUCAACGGCAACACAAUCACAGCCCGUUUCUAUGACACUCAGAAAUUCGAAGAAGGGAUAUAUGACGACCGGUAG
Messenger RNA from Aspergillus lentulus, 1614 nucleotides. RefSeq names its product G-patch domain-containing RNA-binding protein. Gene Ontology annotation, cellular component: precatalytic spliceosome. Gene Ontology annotation, molecular function: RNA binding. Lineage: Eukaryota; Fungi; Ascomycota; Eurotiomycetes; Eurotiales; Aspergillaceae. The record is from RefSeq and is a predicted model, not a curated record. Gene Ontology annotation, biological process: mRNA cis splicing, via spliceosome.